Messenger RNA from Enterobius vermicularis (human pinworm), 2007 nucleotides. NCBI's taxonomy places the organism in Eukaryota, Metazoa, Nematoda, Chromadorea, Rhabditida, Oxyuridae. The record is from the annotation of a GenBank genome assembly.
AUGAUAUUUAACGGUUCAGCUCAUAUACGGGUAGUUGAAGCGCAAGAUCUUCGCCCAACAGAAUGGUCAAAAAGUAACUUCAGUAAAGAGAAUGCAUUGUUGGAUGCAUAUGUAAAUUUGGAUUGUGACGAGUAUCACAUUGGCAAGACUCAAACUCGACCAAAAACACAGGCACCAGUCUGGAACGAGGACUACGAGGUACACAGUGGUCGUGUACUUGGCUUCACCGUUUUUCAUGAUUGCGCUCUUCCGCCCGAUGAUUUUGUUGCCAAUUGUAGAUUAUUGCUUGAAGAUCUUAAAGUUUCAAGCAAUGACAUUUGGGUACACUUAGAACCUCAUGGACGUCUUCAUGUCAUUGUCGAUCUGCGAGGCAGUUUUUCAGAAGGUAUAAUUUACAGCAAAGAGCGAGUGUUCAAGGAACGAAUUAAUGCUUUCAAUGGUAGGCAAAGACGUGGCGCUAUGCGCCGAAAAAUUCAUGAAGUCACUGGACAUAAGUUCAUGGCUUUAUACUUACGUCAGCCAACAUUUUGUGCCCAUUGUAAAGAGUUUAUAUGGGGUGUUCUUGGUAAACAGGGAUACCAGUGUCAGGUUUGUACUGUUGUGGUACAUAAACGCUGUCACUUACAAGUUGUUUGGAAGUGUCCGGGAAUCAGAACGGAUAUAUUCAAAGAACAACAGUUAGAGGCUAUUGAGGACAUACCAAUACGGUUUAACAUUGAUAUGCCUCAUCGGUUUGCUGUUCAUAGUUAUAAAUUUCCAACAUUUUGCGAUCACUGUGGUUCUAUGCUUUAUGGUUUAAUCAAUCAGGGUCUGCAGUGUUCUGUAUGCAAGCUGAAUGUUCAUAAACGUUGUCAACGUAAUGUGGCAAAUAACUGUGGAAUCAAUAGCAAACAAAUGGCCGCUGAAUUGGCUCAACUUGGUUUAUCCGGUGAUAAAAUCUCCAUACGUUCUAAGAAAAAAGUAUGCAAGAGUUUUGUUAUGUAUUGUUCUGCUAUUAGUGUGAAUUCUUCUCAAUUAUCAUCCUCGGUUAUCAUUUUUAGUUUACCCAAAGUGUCCUUAUCGGAUUUUUCAUUUAUAAAAGUGCUCGGUAAAGGCUCAUUUGGAAAGGUUAUGUUGGCUGAAAAGAAAGGAACUGAAGAAGUUUAUGCAGUUAAAAUAUUGAAAAAAGAGGUCAUUUUGCAAGAUGAUGACGUUGAAUGUACAAUGUGUGAAAAAAGAAUUUUGGCAUUAGCAGCUAAACAUCCAUUUUUGACUGCUUUACAUUCCUGCUUUCAAACAGAGGAUCGAUUAUUUUUUGUUAUGGAAUAUGUAAACGGUGGUGAUCUGAUGUUUCAAAUACAACGGGCUCGUAAAUUUGAUGAACCAAGAGCUAGAUUUUAUUCUGCUGAAGUAAUUUGUGCAUUACAAUUUCUGCAUAGACAUGAAGUUAUUUAUCGUGAUCUCAAAUUAGAUAACAUUCUUUUGGAUGCCGAAGGACACUGUCGUCUGGCAGAUUUUGGUAUGUGCAAAGAGGGUAUUUCCGGUGAUAAUAUGACUUCAACAUUUUGUGGCACUCCUGACUAUAUUGCACCAGAGGUACUUCAAGAGUUGCGUUAUGGUGUAUCAGUAGAUUGGUGGGCGUUGGGUGUUUUAAUGUACGAAAUGAUGGCCGGUCAACCGCCGUUUGAAGCCGAUAAUGAAGAGGAUUUAUUUGAGGCUAUACUUCACGACGACGUACUUUAUCCCGUUUGGUUGUCAAAGGAAGCUGUUAGUAUUCUGAAGGCGUUUAUGACAAAAAAUGCUGGCAAACGACUGGGAUGUGUACAGUCACAGGGUGGUGAAGAUGCAAUCAGAGCUCAUCCAUUCUUCAGAGAUAUGGAUUGGGAAGCACUGGAGGCCCGAAAAAUUAAACCUCCAUUCAGGCCAAAAAUUGUAUGCAUCAUUUCAACCAUAAUCAAAAUAGACUUUCUAAUUAUAUUAUUCUAUUCAAGCUUUUUAUUGCAAAUUUUUUUUGUAUGGCUUCAAUAG